This is a messenger RNA of Melospiza melodia melodia, 1765 nucleotides long. RefSeq names its product Rh family C glycoprotein (gene RHCG). The record is from RefSeq and is a predicted model, not a curated record. Gene Ontology annotation, biological process: ammonium homeostasis; ammonium transmembrane transport. The coding region runs from base 252 to 1631 and encodes 459 amino acids. The transcript has 10 exons. Lineage: Eukaryota; Metazoa; Chordata; Aves; Passeriformes; Passerellidae. Gene Ontology annotation, cellular component: apical plasma membrane; plasma membrane; basolateral plasma membrane. Gene Ontology annotation, molecular function: ammonium channel activity.
AGGGCUCAGAGGUGCUCAGAGCAGCUCAGAGGAAAGGUGCUGAGGCUGUCCCUCCUCCCAGGGAGGAAGGUGGGUUAGAGGAACAGCCCUACUGAAGCUCCAGAGCUCUGAAACGUGAUCCUGCCGGAGGCACCUCCCUGGGCCCCACCUCGCCCUCCCUGACCGAUAUAUGUGCCCGGCCCUGGGCGGCGCGGGGGCCGCGGCUCGCUCAGCCCCCGGGAGCCCCUGCUCAGGGACAAGAGCGCCAGGGCAUGGCCAAGAACACCAACAUGCGCUGGCGGCUGCCGCUGGUGUGCCUGCUCUGGGAGCUGGCCAUGAUCGUCCUCUUCGGGGUCUUCGUGCGCUUCGGCGCCGAAGCUGACGCGCACUGGGAGGAGGAGAAACGGGACAUGAACCUGACCAGUGACAUGGAGAACGACUUCUACUUCCGAUACCCCUCUUUCCAGGAUGUCCAUGUGAUGAUCUUUGUGGGCUUUGGCUUCCUCAUGACCUUCCUCAAGCGCUAUGGAUUCGGAGCUGUGGGUUUCAAUUUCCUCCUUGCUGCCUUUGGGAUCCAGUGGGCUCUCCUGAUGCAAGGCUGGUUCCACUCUUUCAAGGACGGGAAGAUCCUCAUUGGAGUGGAGAACCUGAUCAAUGCUGAUUUCUGCGUGGGCUCUGUGUGCAUCGCCUUUGGGGCCAUCCUGGGCAAAACCAGCCCCAUACAGCUCCUUGUCAUGACUUUGUUUCAAGUCACACUCUUUUCAGUGAAUGAGUACAUCCUCCUCAACCUUCUUCAUGUGAAGGAUGCAGGUGGCUCCAUGACCAUUCACACCUUCGGAGCCUACUUUGGCCUCACAGUGACACGGAUCCUGUACAGACCCAACCUGGAGCAGAGCAAGGACAAGCAGGGCUCUGUGUACCACUCUGACCUCUUUGCUAUGAUUGGUACCCUGUACCUGUGGAUGUACUGGCCCAGUUUUAACUCAGCCAUUUCUGACCACGGGGAUGCCCAGCACAGGUCUGCCAUUAACACGUACUGCUCGCUGGCCGCCUGUGUCCUCACCACCAUGGCCUUCUCCAGCAUGCUGCAAAAGAAGGGCAAGCUUGACAUGGUGCACAUCCAGAACGCCACGCUGGCCGGCGGCGUGGCCGUGGGCACCAGCGCCGAGAUGAUGCUGACCCCGUAUGGCUCCCUCAUUGUGGGCUCCAUCUCUGGCAUCGUGUCCACCCUGGGCUAUGUCUACUUCACGCCUUUUUUGGAGUCCAGGUUGCACAUCCAGGACACAUGUGGCAUCCACAACCUCCAUGCCAUGCCAGGCCUUAUUGGGGGCAUUGUGGGGGCCAUCACAGCAGCUGCAGCCACAGAGGAUGUGUAUGGAAAGGAAGGGUUCAUCAAGGCGUUUGACUUCACGGGCGUGUACCAGACGCGGACACCCAGCAUCCAGGGAGGCUUCCAGGCAGCCGGCAUUGUGGUGUCUCUGCUGAUGGCAUUCGCUGGGGGAGCCAUCGUGGGGGGCAUCCUGAAGCUGCCCAUCUGGGGGGACGCCGCGGCCGAGAACUGCUUCGAGGAUGGCAUUUACUGGGAGGUGCCGGAGGACGAGGAGAGCGACGUGUACCACAUGCACAACCCCGACAAGCCCGCCUCGCCCUGAGCCGCGCCCCGCCGCCCGCCCGCCUUCCCCGCCGCAGCACCGAGCGCAGAGGGACCGUCCGCUCCCCGAGACCGCGGGGCUCUGCCCUGCUCUGCCGCUUUUGUGGAUACAAUAAAGUCGUGUUCUUCUUUCCA